Messenger RNA from Juglans regia (Persian walnut), 972 nucleotides. Its product is annotated as protein DETOXIFICATION 40-like. Gene Ontology annotation, biological process: xenobiotic detoxification by transmembrane export across the plasma membrane. Gene Ontology annotation, cellular component: membrane. NCBI's taxonomy places the organism in Eukaryota, Viridiplantae, Streptophyta, Magnoliopsida, Fagales, Juglandaceae. The coding region runs from base 1 to 972 and encodes 323 amino acids. The record is from RefSeq and is a predicted model, not a curated record. Gene Ontology annotation, molecular function: xenobiotic transmembrane transporter activity; antiporter activity. The transcript is spliced from 6 exons.
AUGGUUGAGCCUCCAGCCCAAAACUUCAUCACAAACCAAAUGAACACCACCGCAGUUUUUGUCUACGGCCUUAUCCCACAAAUAUUCGCUUACGCAGUGAACUUCCCAAUACAAAAAUUCCUCCGAUCUCAACGCAUUGUAACCCCAAGUGCGUACAUAUCCACAGCUACGCUUGUGGUGCACCUACUCUUAAGCUGGCUCGCUGUAUACAAGUUGGACAUGGGGUUGAUUGGUGCAUCAUUGGUGCUGAGCUUGUCGUGGUGGAUCAUGGUAGUGGCUCAGCUCGUGUACAUCUUGAUCAGCGACAAGUGUAAGCAGACUUGGACUGGUCUUAGUUUGCUGGCAUUUUCUGGUCUUUGGGAGUUCCUGAAGUUGUCCACUGCAUCGGCUGUGAUGUUGUGCUUGGAGACAUGGUAUUUUCAGAUACUGGUGUUGGUUGCUGGGUUGCUCAAAAACCCCGAGCUUGCUUUGGAUUCUCUUGCUGUAUGCAUGGCGAUUAAUGGGUUGUUGUUCAUGGUUUCAGUAGGGUUUAAUGCGGCAGCAAGUGUGAGGGUGAGCAACGAGCUGGGGGCUGGCAAUCCCAAGUCAGCCGCAUUCGCUGUUAUAAUAGUCAAUUUGGUUUCUUUCAUUGUUGCGAUAAUAGAAGCAGUGGUUGUGCUUGCACUACGGGAUGUUAUAAGUUAUGCCUUCACCAGCGGUGAGACUGUGGCUAAUGCAGUCUCGGAUCUCUGUCCAUUCUUGGCGGUCACUCUCGUUCUCAAUGGGAUUCAACCAGUCUUAUCUGGGGUGGCUGUUGGAUGUGGAUGGCAAGCAUUCGUGGCGUAUGUAAAUGUGGGAUGCUAUUACGUGGUUGGAAUACCUUUGGGUUGCCUUCUCGGCUUUAAGUUCGACCUUGGCGCUAAGGUGGAGAUUUCUAGGAGUCGAUUGGACAAAUGGGAGGAAAAGAAGGAGCCACUAAUGAAGAACCGAUGA